Molecule: messenger RNA, 957 nt
Organism: Metopolophium dirhodum (rose-grain aphid)
Lineage: Eukaryota; Metazoa; Arthropoda; Insecta; Hemiptera; Aphididae
Exons: 3
Coding region: 1-957 (318 amino acids)
Source: RefSeq, a predicted model, not a curated record
AUGGUUGGUUCAAUUGGAAACAUGGCUGUAGUGUACAAGAAGAAGAAAUUCACAUAUGUACCACCAACACCGCCUGCAGAGCUCAUCGACUGUAAUAAUUUCAUACUAGACUUUCCCGAUCGUAAGUUUUUAAAUGUUGGACUUGAUUCGGAAGACAACUUCAAUAUUGCUAUUCAUAUAAUAACGCCGUCGCGUUAUGUAAGCAUAUACGAUGGUUUUCUAAGACGUACAUUAUCAAUGAUGGGGAAUAUACUGUCAUUCAUAUUAGAUGUCCCACAAAAAUGUAGAAAACAGAUUUUUCUGGAGGAUGAAUUUACCGUCAUAUCGAACAUGGUGUAUCAAGGGGAAAAUGUGCUAGUCAUAGAGUCUAAGAAAAAGGAAGGAUGUCGUGUAUUGCUCGAUAGAAAAAAUUUGUUGAAAUUACAAUAUCUAGAGGAGAGUAUUUUUGAAACGGUCACACGAAAAACCAAUAUCAUACGACCAAUUGUUUUAAAUCAAUUUGCGAUGAUCGGUAAUUAUAUUGAUCGAGAAUUCACUAAAGUUGAAAAACCACCAAAAACAAACGAAGAAAUGGUAAUUUUUAUUAAAAACCUCCGGAAUGAUCUAAUCACGACGAAUCUCGACUUAAACUAUGUUAGCCAGCUGAAAAUGUUUGCAACAAGUCAAUUAGCUGAACAAUGGGCACAACGAUGGAGUGGGGAAAUGUCACCCGAGUUAUUCGUUGAGCCCGAGGUUCAAGUUAAACCGACAAGAUACUCGAGUAUGUCUCCGUGUCAUAAUGAUCUUUCGCAGUCACCGAUGUCACCAAACAUAUUCGACAUGCAUAAAGAAUUAACGUCAAUCGCUACACUCAGACCAUCAGAUGACUUACACCCUAACCAUCCGUGUCAUACGACUCUACGGAAAAAGGUACCAGGAUUUUUUUCCGACGAGACAAAGGAGUAUAUAAGGUCAUAA